Podospora anserina S mat+ is the source of this 1587-nucleotide messenger RNA. RefSeq lists its product as uncharacterized. The transcript has a single exon. The coding region runs from base 1 to 1587 and encodes 528 amino acids. Lineage: Eukaryota; Fungi; Ascomycota; Sordariomycetes; Sordariales; Podosporaceae. The record is from RefSeq and is a predicted model, not a curated record.
AUGCAACUAGGCUAUGCGCUGCAAUUCAUGUAUCUCAAGAGCUACCCAGAUGCCUACUACGACAGAAACGCUCCACUUUAUGGCGAGCCGCUCCGAUUCAACACCUUUCUCUACAUCGCCGGUGCUUCCAUCGAAUACACCGCCAUGAUGGAUUUCGCCGUGGCUCGUCUUAACGAGGCUACGGCAAUCAUCGGAGAAUACCUUCCCAUCCUCCAAGAGCGCUCUCCCAACAGUCUUCAAGAGCCCAACCCAGAGCUUUUCAACCUAUACAACCCACUCGGAUGGGCUCUUAGCAUGAUGUAUGAGCAGGGCACAAAUGUGUUGAUGAGAAAUCUACGGUUAGCCAUGGCCAAACUCAUCGAUGUCUCGAUGCUGUACCUCAUCCUGGAUCGCGGAUUCAAGCAGGUUUUUAGCAUGAGCUGGGUUGGAUUCCUCUACCCGAACUUGGUAAAUGACGCCAUCUUCUUCGGAAGUGUCGGGGCGAUGGAACCUCUGAAAGAAAGCGGCAUGAUCGCUGCUCAACAGCAAAGCCAGCAUCUACAAGAAAGUCAGCACCAGCAACAGGGCCAGAUCCCAAUACAAGGCCAACACCAAGAGCAACACCAAGAGCAACACCAAGAGCAACACAAAGAGCAACACCAAGAGCAACACCAACCCGAAGCCCAACAUACCGCCGAAACAGCAAGGAAUACCAACGUAUUAUGGAAGGCAAGUUGGGAUCAGUCACAAGCCAGACUCAAGGCUCAGCUUCCUCAGAAGCAGGAGAGUGUACAGCCGCCAGUCGAAACCCCGGCACCAAUAUCCCAACCCGCAUCGGCACCGGCGAGCCGGCUGCCUAAUGAUGGUGUUUGGGGCAACGAUAUUUGGGAGCGGAUAGACAGGACUCAUGUCAAUGGUAUUGGGCCAGGAAGAAGGGGAAGGGACUGGGAAUUCGGCGGAGCUAGGUGUGCCAGAGACGGCCGAAUGGGAGGAUCUAAGUACUUCUACCCACGAGGGUGUUCAAGAGCGCGCGCGGAUAAUGACUGGCGUUGCCCAUGGAACCGGGACUGGAGGAAGAGGGACGAGCCGGAGGAAUACCACCAGCCGGAGGAGGUGGAGGACGAAGAUGGUACCCUGUGGAUCAUCGGGAACCCGGGGCCUACACCGGCUCCACAGAAGCAACCGGAGCAGCCGGAGCAAGUGAGCCAGCCCGACCAGCGAGAACAAUCGGAAAAGCCGCACGAGGACCUGGAGGAAGAACGAAGGGAAAGGCCUCACAGUGUUUCGGAUGAUUUGGUCAACCCCUGGGAUGAGGACACCUGGCGGCCUGCCACGAAGGAGCAACGAAAGGCGGGAGGCUCGGAAGAGAGCGGCCCCGAUGAUGAUGACGACGAACGUUCGACGAUUACGGCUUUUACCCCGGUUACUUCCAUGGCAGGAGACGACGUUAUGAGCGGGUCGACGAUGAUUCCGGUGGUUUUUGAGGACGAUGCGGACGAGGCGGGUGGUGAGGAAAGGACGGGUAAUGACUUGGUGACUGCGAUUGCUUCCAAGGAGGGGGGGCAAGAUGGGGGGGAUCUCACGCCUACGCCCAGUGCGAUUCACUAG